Molecule: messenger RNA, 2292 nt
Organism: Mugil cephalus (flathead mullet)
Lineage: Eukaryota; Metazoa; Chordata; Actinopteri; Mugiliformes; Mugilidae
Gene: abce1
Product: ATP-binding cassette, sub-family E (OABP), member 1
Exons: 19
Coding region: 162-1961 (599 amino acids)
Biological process (GO): ribosomal subunit export from nucleus; translational initiation; translational termination
Molecular function (GO): ATP binding; ribosomal small subunit binding; iron ion binding
Source: RefSeq, a predicted model, not a curated record
GACUGCGUAGCUCCCGCCAUCUUUCCAGCCGGCUUCCAGGAGACGAACACGUUGCUGGACUAAAAGGAAAAAGGGAACUUUCACCCCGGAUUAUUUGUGUCCAAACAUCCCUUCUCUGUCCGUUUCUUCCGCGCCGAGGAGCCGGAGCCGAAGCGGGCUCCAUGGCAGAUAAAAACACCAGAAUCGCCAUCGUCAACCACGACAAGUGCAAACCCAAGAAAUGUCGUCAGGAGUGCAAGAAGAGCUGCCCCGUGGUCCGCAUGGGGAAGCUGUGCAUCGAGGUGACUCCACAGAGUAAAAUUGCCUGGAUCUCAGAGUCUCUGUGUAUAGGAUGCGGCAUCUGCAUCAAGAAAUGUCCGUUCGGAGCCUUGUCCAUCGUCAACCUGCCCAGUAACCUGGAGAAGGAAACCACCCACAGAUACUGCGCCAACUCCUUCAAACUCCACCGACUUCCCAUCCCGAGGCCCGGUGAGGUUCUGGGGCUGGUCGGGACCAACGGGAUCGGGAAGUCCACGGCCCUGAAGAUCCUGGCCGGGAAACAGAAGCCCAACCUGGGCAAAUACGACAAUCCUCCAGACUGGCAGGAGAUCCUGACCUACUUCAGAGGCUCCGAGCUCCAGAACUACUUCACCAAGAUCCUGGAGGACGACCUGAGGGCCAUCGUCAAGCCCCAGUACGUGGACCAGAUCCCCAAGACCGUCAAGGGGUCAGUAGGGGCCAUUCUGAGCAGGAAAGACGACACAGAGACUCAGGACAUCGUCUGCCAACAGCUGGAUCUGACUCACCUGCGUGAGAGGAACGUGGAGGAUUUAUCUGGAGGAGAGCUGCAGCGGUUCGCCUGCGCCGUUGUUUGCAUCCAGAGGGCCGACAUUUUCAUGUUCGACGAGCCGUCCAGUUAUUUGGAUGUAAAACAGAGGCUGAAGGCGGCCAUCACCAUCCGCUCGCUCAUCACCCCGGACAGGUACAUCAUCGUGGUGGAGCACGACCUGAGUGUGUUGGACUACCUGUCCGACUUCAUCUGCUGCCUGUACGGCGUCCCGAGCGCCUAUGGCGUCGUCACCAUGCCCUUCAGCGUCCGGGAAGGCAUCAACAUCUUCCUGGACGGUUACGUUCCCACCGAGAAUCUCAGGUUUCGUGAGACCUCGCUGGUCUUCAAGGUUGCUGAGACGGCCAAUGAGGAGGAAGUGAAGAGACUCCGGCACUACCAGUAUCCAGAAAUGAAGAAGACGAUGGGCGAGUUCACGCUGGAGAUCAAAGGAGGAGAAUUCACAGACUCUGAGAUCAUGGUGAUGUUGGGCGAGAACGGGACAGGGAAGACAACGUUCAUCAGGAUGUUGGCUGGAGGACUCAAAUCUGACAGUGGAGGUGAAGUUCCAAUCCUGAACGUCAGCUACAAACCUCAGACCAUCAGCCCCAAGUUUAAGGGCAGUGUCAGAGCUUUGCUCCAUGAGAAGAUCAGAGAUGCCUACACUCACCCUCAGUUCAUCACUGACGUCAUGAAGCCGAUGCAGAUUGAGAGCAUCAUCGACCAGGAUGUACAGAACCUGUCCGGUGGAGAGCUCCAGAGAGUCGCCCUCACCUUGUGUUUGGGGAAACCAGCCGACGUUUAUCUGAUCGAUGAACCCUCGGCUUAUCUGGACUCUGAGCAGAGGUUGAUGGCUGCCAGGGUCAUCAAGAGAUACAUCCUUCACGCCAAGAAGACGGCGUUUGUGGUGGAACACGACUUCAUCAUGGCCACGUAUUUGGCCGACAGGGUCAUCGUGUUCGACGGGAUUCCCUCCAGACACACGGCGGCCAACACGCCUCAGAGUCUACUCGCCGGCAUGAAUCGCUUCCUGUCUCUGCUGGAAAUCACCUUCAGGAGAGACCCCAACAACUUCAGGCCCAGAAUCAACAAGCUCAACUCCAUCAAGGACACGGAACAGAAGAAGAGCGGGAACUAUUUCUUCCUGGACGACUAAGAAUUCGCUUCAUGUGACCGACUGCGACUUCCUCCACCCUCAGAGCGAAGCCUCCACCCACCGGGCUACGUUCAUGCUAAACGCCAGACGUCUCUUUUUAACCCCUAAGAGAACGAGAUAAAUGAAUAAAUGAAUAAAUCACAGCAAACCGCCGGCCUCCAUGUACCAGGCUGCGUUCAAUAGCCAGCAACGUUGUGACAUGUUUAAAGUUCAUACAUUUGCAUCCAGCGUCCUGAACGUGCCGGGGCUCAAUUCACAUCGUGGAGCGUAUUUUAACACUCAUGCAUUUACAACAACAAGAGAUAAUAAACUGAUGCUUCCUGAACCAGGA